AUGAAACAUCAUGUUCAUAGAUUGGAACUUGAGAUUAAUCGAUUGGCAACUGAACGAAUGAAGGCAACAAAAGUUGGAAUUCACCCGGUGGAAAUCAGCAAACCCAGCACUAGUGAGAAAAUUUUUGACCCUACCAUUCAACCUCCCCCCGCUAGAAAAAAAAUUACUAGUGUCCAAGCAUUGGAAGAAAAUAUACAAGCUGGUGUAUGUGCUUUCUAUGCAGAAAAUUCCAAUUUCUCCGAUAGGGCUGUUCAAUGUGAAAUGAAUAGUAGUGAUUCCAACUUUCAAAAUUCAUCUGCAAUGAGUGUUGCUCCCAUGAUUCAAGAAGAUAUUGCAAUUAACCCUGAAGCUAACAAUGGUAAUGGUGCCAUGGGCUUUGUAAAUACUGAGAAUGAGAUCUAUCUGUUUGAAUCUCCAACACCAGAUUUGAUUGUAGAUACUACAGAUAGCGACAGUGACAUUGAUAUUGUUAGCUUAAGAACAAAUGCUCAGGCACAGGAGAAUGCUUUAGUUCCGAAUCACGAUCACACUUAUAUUGAUCUCUGGAAUGCCAAUGAUAAUGUUGAGAUGGUUACUGAAGUCAGUAAUGAACCAUCAUCAAGUCAAAACAGUGAAAGAUUCCAAGCCAAAAAUUGCAAUAAUAAAGCAAAAGGCAGUAACUGGCCUGUUGCUCCUGAUCUUCAGUUAGAUUGUCUGUUCACUGAUGAUGAUGAUGACAGCAGCGUUGAAGUAGUUCGAGUGGAACAUCAGAGGUCGGUUACAAGGCCUGGCCGGUCAAGAGGAAACAGAAAUGUUGCACAACCCAAUUCUGCUACUACUGCUCGCAACACUCGUAGUCUUAAUAUCAAAUUGGAAAGGCCUAUUCUAGUUGAUUUAACUCAAUCUGAUGAUGAUACUCAGGCUACUUCUACAACAGCAACCAGAACACCAGUUUCAACAACAAAUACUGGAGUAAGCUGUAAUUUAUUGAAUGAACGUAAUCCAAGUCCUCCAUUCUUUUGGGAUCCUUAUCCUGAAAAUAGGCAACCAGCGUAUCCCAUUCAAGUUCAGUUUUCCAGUUGUCGUUUCCAUGGAGCGAAUCAGCAGACUGUUCCUUUUCAUGAGCCAGCUGAUUCCGGAACAAGAUCCAUUGGCACUGGUCCAGUACCUGAUCCUUGCCUUGCAUUUGGUAGUUGUUUACCCCGAGCUCGAUGUAUCCAUUCUCACCCUACAAUUUAUCCUAAUUCCGCAGGUCCUCAUUACAGUAUACACCCUAUGCCUACUACUGUGCAACAUCCAGCUCCACAUCAUCCAGCCUUAAGCAACCCUGCCCCGCCUUAUAACCAACUUUUCAAUUCCGUCGCUGUUUCUACCCCAUCAAGUCAUCAUGAUCCAUCAGCAAUACAUCCUCAUACUCCGAGUUUGGUCAGAAUGAAUCCCACACAUUCUCGGAUCUGGCAGACCCAGCAAAGAAUGCAAGAAGUAAACCGAAGAAGAUAUUAUCAACAUAGUGUAUUAAUGCAAAGACAACAAGAGCUGACUCUUCAGCUUAUGGAAAGCCAAGCACAUGCCACACCUGCUCCAGCGUUUUAUCUCUGUCCAGAUCCAGCUCCUAGUAUAACUGCAACUGCCACUGCUGCUCCAGUUACUACUAGCCAACCAACUGCACAUCUUAUGCAUACUUCCCUGCUGGUCCCUCCGACUAAUCCUAGCACCAAUCCUACCGGACCUUCUGGCUUAAGUGUGCUGCCUUCUGCACUACCACCAACACCACCAAAUCUGCCUACCUCAGUGCCCAGCCAAUCUGUUUCUUGUGCUGCAGAUCCUGCUGAUAUUGCUAUGCAUGCUGAGGCACUAGUAACAGGAACAAAUAUUGAAGCAGGUCAUAUUCAUCAUCAUCAUAUACAUCAACAUCAUUAUCAUCAUCCGCCUCCUCCAAGAUUGCAUCAUUUUAGCGUGCCAUCUGUUAUUGGUCUUCCAACUGCAAUGCCUAUGAGCCUUAGGCCAUCUGAAAUAUUUGGUUUGCCUCAUAUGACUGAGAUUGCUCCAACACCACCGAUGUAUCACCAUUAUAUACCUGUGUUGCCACGUCAUGUACAUGCUCGACUAGAAGAUUAUUUGCGUAUUGUGGAUCAGCGGCGAAUGGCGGUGAAUCGUGGUGCCACUCAAGCAACUAUUGAGCGGAACACUUUGCCUCACAAAUACAAAAAGAUUAUCAAAUGCAACGAAAAUGAUGACAAUUUAGAAAAAUGUACUAUCUGCCUUUGUGAGUUUGAAGAUGAUGAAGAUGUCAGGAGGUUACCUUGUAUGCAUUUGUUCCAUAUUGAAUGUGUAGAUCAGUGGCUGACAACUAACAAAAGAUGUCCCAUAUGUCGAGUUGAUAUAGAAGAACAUUUAAAAGACUUUGGUGUUACCUCGUGAUAUUGCUAUUACGAUUCCGUAUACUAUGGUAUAGCCCUAGGAUGUAACUCAAAUGUCAUUGGAUGAUGUUUUAUAUCUUAUUGCACUAAAAAUAUUUCUACUUGAUUGUUUUUCUACAUUUUAUAAGUGUGUAUCAUCUUCCAGAUAACUUUGUUCAAACAUAAAAAAAAAAAAAAAAACCACAUUGAUGAGCUUAGUGGUAUGGA
Molecule: messenger RNA, 2606 nt
Organism: Uloborus diversus
Lineage: Eukaryota; Metazoa; Arthropoda; Arachnida; Araneae; Uloboridae
Product: E3 ubiquitin-protein ligase arkadia-C-like
Exons: 14
Coding region: 1-2400 (799 amino acids)
Molecular function (GO): ubiquitin protein ligase activity; zinc ion binding
Source: RefSeq, a predicted model, not a curated record